Messenger RNA from Tilletiopsis washingtonensis, 474 nucleotides. RefSeq lists its product as hypothetical. The annotation marks the transcript as partial. The transcript has 2 exons. Lineage: Eukaryota; Fungi; Basidiomycota; Exobasidiomycetes; Entylomatales. The record is from RefSeq and is a predicted model, not a curated record.
AUGGCCGACGCAGGCUUCACCUACGUGCCGCUGCGCUCCGCACGCCGCAAGCGCAGGCCCGGCGCCGCCGCCGCCGCCGCUGCUGCUGCCGCUGCUGAGCCCGCCGACGCCGCGGCGGCAGCGGCGGCGCAGCUGGCGCGCCGCCGCGCCAUCGUGCUCGGCAAGCGCCGCCUGCUGGACGAGGCGCCGCUCGGCGAGGCGCUGCGCGCUUGUCUGCGCACGCACCUCGGCUUGGUGGCGCCCAGCGACGAGGCAGGCGACGUCGAGGCGCUGGCGGCGCAGCUGGGCGCGCUGCGCACGCAGCCGGCGGCGAGCACGAUGCCGGCUGCGCUGCUGCCCGCCCCCACCACCACCACCACCACGCCUCCUCCAACGCCGCCGCGCCGCAUCCUGCAUCUCGGCCUCGGCCGCGUCGCGGAUGCGCGCGUGCCGCAGGUGCAGCUGGCGCUGCUGCUCGUCGUGCGCGACCUGCUC